Durusdinium trenchii is the source of this 1992-nucleotide messenger RNA. The record is from the annotation of a GenBank genome assembly. Lineage: Eukaryota; Dinophyceae; Suessiales; Symbiodiniaceae.
AUGUACGCCAUGUAUGCCAUGCAUCCGUUGCCCAGCGAGUCAGAAGAUUUGGAAAGCAAUCGAAGCUAUGAGAGUGAUGAGCCCUUUCCUGUGGAGAAGGUGAGCCACAUCAAAUGGGCCGAUCUGAUGUCCAGCUCGCACUGCGGAGAGAGCUUGCGGGAGUCGGCGCGGGACUAUGCGCAGCGAGUUUGGCUGAUGCAGAUGAGGUCCCUUCUUGCCGAAACAAAGGAGAGUUUGGAUGCUGCAGUUGCGUACGAAAGGCGCUUGGAAGAAAACAGGAGUCAACAGCGACCUGAAGUGCUCAUGUGCUGCCGACGAGAACAAGAAGAAUCCGAGAAGACCAUCGAGAACUUGCGCGCGAAGAGCUUUGAGAAGGGCUCGAUUGAAGCUCGAUGGUGUAGCGAUUGGCUGGCGGAGUUGAACAAGAUGACACCGAGCAGCUUCAUCCAGUAUGUCACCCUCCUCAGCACCGAGGACCAUCAAGAGAACUUGUACAUGUUCAUGAGUAGCAUGUCGAUGGAGCUCACCUGGUCACAAGUGCAAGCACGACUCGUGAAGAUCGAGGCGGUGAGGCAAAAACUGCAGCAGGAAGAGUUACACCUUUGUGAAUGGAAACCCGUGUUGGAUGGGGAUGACUUCUCCAUCCUCUUUCACCAGCCGAUGGACUUCGGCUCCAAAAUGGACGCGCAGGAUUUCCAAGAAUGCAUCCGAAGAGUCAGCAACAAGAAGUUUCCAAGAUCUGGAUGCUUUGGAAAGCUCUGGGGUGUUUUCUUACAGAAACUUUUCAGAAGUGAUGUAUCCUGCUACAAGUCCGAGUUCAGCAUCACACCUUUGGCUCAACUCUUCAACUGCUCCAACCGAGACCUUGCCUUACUGCUGAAGGUCUUAGCGGAUGCUGGCCAGGACAGCCUUUGCUUUAACACGGUCUGUGCCCGCGCCAUCCUGGCGGAGUGCCACAAACGCACGGCCCGGGGACACUGGGUGGACAUCAUCAUCGACUUCCUUUACAUUUGCAUGUUGAUACGUAUGUCCAUGUGGUUGGAGACUGGCAACGAUCCGGAAGCGUGGUUAUUGGCCUGCUUCGCCCUGCUCAGCGUUUGGAUCGCCGCAUCAUUAUUCUUCAAGCUGUUCGGAGGCUUGAUCCUCUUUUGUGGGAGCUCCGCUGGUCUGGCCGUGGGGUUCCUAAAGCAUUUGAAUCUUUGGAGCGUGACCCUCACUGCUACAGAGGUCUUCUCUGCAUACGUCGGUUGGCGCUUCAUGGUUUACGCCUGCGUCGGAGGGGGUGUGGAAGUCAACGAUGCCUGGGUUCUCUUUCAGAAACAUCCUGCCUUCCUCUCAGUGUUGGUGCUGAUCCGUUGGACCCAGGUGGGCUUUGGUUUGUUGCAGUUGCCGGGCAUUGGGCGUAAUAUUGUGCCAGUCUUUUAUGCCAUCACACGGCCAGCUUCGAUCAACUUCCUGUUUAUCCUCUUCAUUAUCGUGAUGGGAUCUUUUCACGCAUACUUUGUCUUUCCAAUCAAGGAAAACACCGGCAAGUUCGACAAUAUCUUCAACGGUUUCUUAAAGAUCUUCCGCUUGGAGGUCCUUGGUGACUUUGAUUUAAACGAGCUGGAAGGGCUGAGCGAGACUUUGUCGGCCAAUCUCUCCCAUGGCCACUUGCAAGGCGAGGUCGGGGAGGAGGUGCGAUCUCACAUCCAUCGUUCCUUGCGCUUGGAGUUCCUGGUGCUAAGCUUAUUGGUGACGGUGGUGGCCAUGAAUGUCUACAUCGGCCUGCUGGGGGAGCUGUACUCUAAGGCAGUCGAGCGGAAGAAUAGGCUUUACAAUCACUACUUGGCGGCGUCGGCUUGCCGAUAUCUGAGUCGCUUGGUGGGCUUCCGAUGGUUAUGUUGUGGUGGCCGCUGUAGCCAAAGGCCCACGGACAAAGAGCCUGGCCUUGUAUGGUUGGCUUAUCGCCGAGAAUUCUUGUUAGACUCCGCAAAUCCUGAGGAGUGUUGA